CGGCAACUGCGAAGUCGCACCCAAGACUGUAAUAAUUGGACUCCGCAUAGUUUGUUUUGCCACUCAGAAUGAACUCUCCAUAUCGUCCAACUUACACCAAGUCUCGCCAUGGCUGUUCAAGAUGUAAAGAGAAGAGAGUAAAAUGCGACCAGAGGAGGCCGGGAUGUAAACGAUGUGAGGAUGCAGGCUCCUCAUGCCCUGGCUACGCUUUAAACCUGCGAUGGUCUGCUAAGAACCAACUUCAACAGAAGUCUGUCAGCUCUAGCCAAAAGCCUCGGACGAGAAGAGGCAAUCAGUCAUGCUCAAGUUCAACUAGUUAUAUGAAUGAGGGAGAAACCAUUGAUAUCACGACGUCAACAUUGGAUCCCUUGCUAUUAUUUCCUCAUUUUGGAGAUACCAACCUAAUGCCAUUCCCAGCACUGAAUGCCUCCGACUUCCUCGGCUUAGGGGAGGAUCCUUCAGCUUCAAAUUGGCCUUUCCCAAUUUUGGAUUCCUCGGAUGCCGUGACUAUACCAGACGAUACGGCUUUUACAGAUGGCUCACCGAGUUUGGAUAAAACUGGCCAGUGGAAAGAUCAGGGAACGGAGACGAAUCAUUCCAUUGAUAUGAGCUGGUUGCGCGAUGAAGGUCAACAAUCUUGUACUGAUCUAAAUACGACACCUCUACUUGCAGAGUCUUACAACAAUGGAGCCCCUGGUCACCACUCAUCACUAACAAUACCACAACAACUGAACAAUCUUCCAACAGCUCUUUCUGACUUCUUUAUACGGGAAGUCAUACCACUUUACUGCGCAUGGGAUAGUCAGUCGAAUCUAAUGCGAGUAGUAGCAGAAAACUCGUGGCAAUCAUCAAAGGUCCUAUAUCACACGAUGCAAAGCAUGUCAGCCGCUUGUCUAACAAGCGUCUUUCCUGAAUUAUCUACCACUGCAAUUCAAGAACGCUUGAUAGCCCUUCAAUGCUUAGAUGGGGACAACCCAAAUACUGCAGAGUAUGUUGAGGCGAGACUACUGGCAACAGUUCUCCUCUGCCACACUGCAAGUUGGCAUGAUCCUGGCAAUUUGGCCAAAGAGAGAUAUCAUUUGACUCAAAGACGAGUGCUGGAAUGGAGCUCGACCUCUGGAACACAGUCUAAGCCUAUGGUCAAAUUCUUUCAGACUGCAGUCGACUACUGGGGGAUGCUUCUGUCGUUCUUUACAGAUGUGUCAGGCGACCCUGAUUCUGAUACUCUGAUCGGGCCCUCAGAACCAAGCAACCAAUCUGUGCUGCACCCGUUUGUCGGAAUGGCGGGAGAAACAGUCAAGACACUCACUGACGUUGGAAAUCUUGUCUCUCAAUACCGUUCUCGAGCCUCGUCCAUCAGGUUCAUCACGGAGGAGGAUAUGGACUUCUUCAAGAUGAAGAUCAGGGAGGCUCGCUGUCUAGAGAAACGACUUCUUGCGUAUACGCCUGCCGACACAUCGAAGAUACAGGAUACAGGGGAUCCAAGAACAACGCUAGCUCACCUGGCCAAGAUUGACAAAGCAUACCGAUGUGUUGGUCUACUCCAGAUUUAUCGCGUGUUUUCUGAUCUUCUCGCUGAACGAUACAACCCCUGGGAUGCAAAUCACAUAUAUUCAGCCAGACCGCCACCCCAAGUUCCCAGCAAAGCCGAGAAGGAUUACUGGCUAACAAGUCUAGCGUUAUAUAUGCUUGAGCUUCUCCGAGAUAUACCUUUUGAGUCGAGGAGUCGCUGUAUCCAGCCGUUAAUUCUCGUUGCUAUCUCGAGCGAACUUCGUCGCAUGCCACAGGAUGUCACAUCAUUAGGCGCAGCGGACGAAGAGUCACGGUACAUGGGACAGAGCAUUAUUGAACUCGCCCAAGCACGGAACUUUGUGAAGAGUCGAUUGUCAGCAUAUGCUGAUGUCCUGCCCUUGAGAAAGGUGAGCAAUAUACUUGAGCUGGUGACGAGUAUUUGGAGUGCUCUGGACGAAGGGGAUUCUGAUGUUUACUGGUUGGAUAUUUGCACUCGGAAGCAGCUCAACACACUCAUUGGGUAG
Molecule: messenger RNA, 2036 nt
Organism: Fusarium odoratissimum NRRL 54006
Lineage: Eukaryota; Fungi; Ascomycota; Sordariomycetes; Hypocreales; Nectriaceae
Exons: 2
Coding region: 69-2036 (655 amino acids)
Biological process (GO): positive regulation of transcription by RNA polymerase II
Cellular component (GO): nucleus
Molecular function (GO): DNA-binding transcription factor activity, RNA polymerase II-specific; transcription cis-regulatory region binding; zinc ion binding
Source: RefSeq, a predicted model, not a curated record